Molecule: messenger RNA, 2576 nt
Organism: Magnolia sinica
Lineage: Eukaryota; Viridiplantae; Streptophyta; Magnoliopsida; Magnoliales; Magnoliaceae
Exons: 9
Coding region: 99-2204 (701 amino acids)
Biological process (GO): lipid metabolic process
Source: RefSeq, a predicted model, not a curated record
UCUUUUCCUCCCUGCCUCUCGUCUCUUCAUUCCUUUCCCUCGCUUCCCGUUUCAAUUCUCUCGCGACUCACUGAGUCACGCCCCAUUCCCAUGACUCGAUGAUGCAGCGACUCGUCGACCAUGCUCUCGCCAUCACAAAAGAGUCGGUGAAGGCAUUCACUUAUGAAUCUUUGAACAAUGUUGUGAGGCUGAUUAAUGGGGUGUCGGCCCUUCUUUUGGCUGUUUUGCCGGGGAAGACUACUAUUCUUGAAGGUAUCCAUGGCUGGGAGCUCCGGCCCACUUUUCGCGGACCUUGGUUUCCUCGUUGGAUGGAAAAUGGCUACUCUUCUUUCAACCAAUUCAUUCUUGAACUUUCUGAGGAUUCUGGCACUUCCUCAAGUGAGGAUUAUAUAUCUGGAGAAGAAGAUAACUUGUCUUCAUCUUCAUCCUUUUCCCAGACAAGCAGUUUUGCGACUCCAUUGUCUUCAUCUUCAUCCUUGUCCCGGACAAGCAGUUUUGCGACUCCAUUGUCUUCAUCUUCAUCCUUCUCCAGGACAAGCAGUUUUAUCAAGUAUGAUAGACAUCAAAUGCGCUGGAUCAAAUGCUUGCUUUCAUGGAUGUUGUGGCCCACAAUAUUCAUUCUGGGGAUUCCAUUUCGUAUUUGUUAUUUUGCUGGCUUUUGGAAAUUGGGUGCAGCCUCUGUCAGUUCAGAAGAUCACCAGUCUUCAUGUUUACCUUCUUCCAAUAAAUCAAACCUCAUAGAGGAUCACAUGGUUCCCUGUACCACUGACAGGAGACGUGGGGUUGUUGAGGAUCUUCAGCUAGCGAUUGAGAUCUUUAUAGAAGCUGUCUUUGACAUUGUUCACACGGGAGCACAUUACCUUCUUUCCCCAUCAGAAGCUUGCUGUAUGCUGUUUAGAUGGGUUUCCUCUCAUGGCAAUAAGAACAAGAAAGACAGUGAUGCAGAUGUAUCUGUUCUGAUGGCUACCCUUGGAGAUGUAGCCCCGAGUCCAAAAGAGAGGGAGAUGACCUUUCAUCACCGUUUGAAUACGGAUGAGCGGACAUGUCGGGAUGUCAUAACAGAACUUGGGUAUCCAUUUGAAGCUAUUCGAGUAGUUACUUCCGAUGGAUAUGUCCUUCAUCUUGAAAGAAUCCCAAGACGUGAUUCAAAGAAGGUUGUGUAUCUACAGCAUGGAAUAUUGGAUUCUUCCAUGGGUUGGGUUUCCAAUGGAGUUGUUGGCUCUCCAGCAUUUGCAGCCUUUGAUCAAGGUUAUGAUGUUUUCCUUGGGAACCUACGUGGGUUGGUUUCUAGGGAGCAUGUUGACGAGAACAUUUCCUCAUGGAACUACUGGAGAUACUCUAUCAAUGAGCACGGGACCCAGGACAUGCCUGCAGUGAUAGAGAAGAUUCAUCAAAUCAAAACCUCCGAGUUGAAGAGCAGCCAAUCUGAUCUCGACGAUGAAACUGAAGAGCAGCCCUAUAAGCUAUGUGCAAUAUGCCACAGCCUGGGAGGGGCUGUAAUGUUAAUGUACAUAAUAACACGCCGGCUUGAAAAUAAGCUGCACCGGCUGUCAAGGUUGAUCUUGUUAUCGCCUGCAGGCUUCCACGAGGACGGCACUUUAGCUUUUACAGUGGCAGAGUACGUGGUUCUUAUGAUGGCUCCUAUCCUGGUCCACCUCGUGCCCGCAAUAUAUAUACCAACCAGGUUCUUCCGGAUGCUUUUGAACAAGCUGGCAAGGGACUUCCACAACUACCCUGCCUUGGGAGGAUUGGUGCAGACCUUAAUGAGUUAUGCUGUUGGUGGGGACAGCUCGAACUGGGUCGGUGCGAUUGGGAUGCCCCACUAUAACAUGAACAACAUGCCUGGCAUAUCAUUUCGCGUCGCUCAUCACCUCAUGCAGAUGAAGCAUGCACGGAAGUUCAUAAUGUAUGAUUUUGGCAGCGCAACCGCCAACAUGGAAGCAUACGGAUCACCUGAUCCCUUGGACUUGGGCCAGCAUUAUGGGCUCAUUGAUGUGCCCGUUGAUCUGGUUGCAGGCCGGAAGGAUAGAGUGAUCCCACCGUCAAUGGUUAGGAAACAUUACGAAUUGAUGAAAAAUGAAGGCGUUGAGGCCUCAUACAAUGAAUAUGAAUACGCCCACUUGGAAUUCACAUUUUCACACAGGGAAGAGGUUUUGGCCUAUGUCAUGUCCCGCUUGCUGCUCGUCAUCCCACCGCUAAAGUGAUCACAGUCUGUUCAGACGGCGAUCAAGUUAAAGAAAACAGACAUCGAUGGAUUGACCAAACUCACCAGAAAUGCAUCAUUCCCAUCCAUAAGAGGGAACGAUACAGAGAAUGUCGGAUCAGAUACGACCGCAGCCUAGGUGCUGCAGGAGCCCGGCUGCUCGUUUUGUUGUAACACACUAUUGUAUAUGAAUAGAUCGCCGUAGUAUCUUUCGGCGUCAUUUGUAAUUUUCAAUUUUUUUGAGCAAUUGUAUCAUGUUUCCCUGUGAAUUUGAGUGGGCCAGAUUGAGAAGUGGCCCACCUCACAGCUUCUACUUUGUAAGAUUAUAGAUGGUAAUUUGUAUUGACAAACAUGUUCUGAAAAUCUUUCUGAU